AGCUGCACUGCACUGCACGCCCAGAUCUGACGUUUUUAGCCCCGCCACAGAAGACCUGCCCGUACCUCUCCGGGCUCUUUCUGCAAAGCCAAACUACCGCAACUCCUCCAAACUUGUCAUCAUCAUCAUCGCUGCAGCCCACCCGACAUCUCUGCUGCUUCGUCAUAAUCAGCCCGGCAGCCGGCUUAUCAAUUGCCAGCAAGUAAGCGCCUGCCUCUGCGUUUUCUUUUGGACGUAGCCUCGUUCUGUCUCCGUAGCUGCCCCUCUCCCCGGCUGACUACCGGCAUCACCAACAUCGUCACGGGAACAGCAGAAAACCCGACACACAAACAUCCUCCUCCACCCCCGCGCAACACUCUGUGCAACGAAUAGGCUGCAGAUCCGUAAAUUGUCAGGCACCGCAAUCCAGACGCUGCAGCCGCACUUUUUUCUGCCCGCCCAGCACACCCCCUGCCUCGCUCGCGUACCCGGGCCGCUACCGCCGAGCAAAAGUAAAAAGUGAGGGGUGACUGACACCACCACCACCACCACCACUCUUAGACCUCCUCUUUCUCCUUCUACAUCAUGGGCAACAACGCUUCAACGUCCGCCAGCAAGCCCGGCCGCCCGAACUCGCCAUCGUCGUUCGACUCGUCUGCUGCUACUGGCCACCGAAAAGAGCCCCGCCACAUCAUCCCCGCCCACACGACUCACCGCUCUGCCGCGCCGCCUGAACAGUCCCUCGCCGAAGCUCAGGGCUCGACUGUAGGCCCGUCAAAGCCCAAGAGUAUCCCCAAUACCGCCGUCUCGUCCCUCAGCCCCUCCCCGCACAGCAGCCUCGACGCGGCCUCCAAGGCGGUCCCUAUCCCUGUCGAGCCGAGAUCCCUCCGCGACGAGCCUGCCCGUCCCAAGUCGUUCCGGGACGAGCUCGAACCUUCAAAGCCCGUAGCUGUGCCUAUCGAAUCGUCUUCGGUCAGAGCAGCAGCCAUGUACACCGACUCGCGAUUCGCUGAUACACAUCUCAUGGCAAACAACAGCCUUACAGAUACAUUUACUCGCCCGCCGCGCUUGCCUCUGCCCAUUGAGGAGGAGGUGCAUACGCCGGGCUCACCUAUCUUGGGACCAGAAGAGACGGCGCCUGUGGAUAUUCCAGAUGUCGAGGGCGAUUCGUCAGAUGGACUCACAAGGAAGAGCUCCGUCGUCAGCGCGGCUACCAUGGAGGAUGACGAUUCACAGGAACUGAGAGUGGACAGAUCGCGGCCAACAGUGCCAACAACGAUUGAGUGGAAGCAAGGCGGUGACAAGGUCUAUGUGACGGGCACGAUUUUCCAGUGGAACCGCAAGCAGCGCCUGCAUGCCGUUGAGGGCAAGCCUGGCCACUUUGCGGGCGUGAUUCAUGUUCUCCCCGGAACCCAUCACAUCCGCUUCGUUGUCGACUCCAUCAUGCAGACAUCCCCCGAUCUGCCUACAACGGUCGACUUUGGCAACAACUUGGUCAACUACAUUGAAGUGUCACCCGAGGACGCACUGAAGCAAGCACCGGUUGUCGAGCCGGCGCCUGGCGAGCAAGAAGCGCCUGAGCAGCCUAAGGUGCCACGAACAAAGGCGGUGCUACCGCCAGAAGCAUACCAAAAAGCCAUUCCCCAGUAUCUUUUGGAUUUUGACCAGGCCGAGGACUCGCCUGCUUACCAGAGCGCCAUUGGGGCCAUUGAGAAGCUCCCGACGCCGCCCAGUCUGCCUGGCUUUCUCAGUAAGCCCAUUCUCAAUGCCGCCACGCUCAUGAAGGACGACAACAGUGUGCUCAACAUGCCCAACCACACCGUCCUCAACCAUCUGGCGACGAGCAGUAUCAAGAACAACGUCUUGGCAGUGUCUGCCACAACCAGAUACCGCAGCAAGUACGUCACAACAAUCAUCUACAAGCCUACAUCUGCGGACGAGGGUUAAGUUGUCCAUCUGAGCAUUUCGCUGUAUUGUAUAAAUGUCCAUUUUCGGAAAGGAGGGAAACUCAUCGUUUAAAAUACAUGGGAUAAACUUUUUGUACAUUGAUCAUAAUAAAGACUAUCUUUUUCUAAUGCCUUGUCUUUUCUUCGUUACCGUUUUGUGUUUUGUCUAGUCCCUCCAUUCUACAAACACUUCGUCUGUUCUAAACCGCUGUGUGCACAUACUAUCCUUGAGGUCGGUCCUGUAGCCCGUCUUGUAAGCCAGCAGGCCCGCAUGGGCAAUCAUGAUGCCGUUAUCGAUGCAGAAUCUCUCGUCUGUAGCAAACACACUGCCGCCACGCUCCUUGGCCAUCAUGCCCAUCAUUUCUUGUAGGCGCUCGUUGCAGCCCACGCCGCCCACAAUCAGCACCUGAUUACUGCCAACAUGAGCCAUGGCGCGCUCUGUAAUCUCCACCAGCAUGGCAUACAUUGUCUCUUGUAGUGUAAAGCACAGGUCGGCCGCGUCGAAGUCCGCUUUACCCUCCUUCAUCUGCGCAGCCAGCAGGUCCGCCGCCGCCAAGAUCCCUGAAAACGAGCAGUCCAUGCCCUUGACCGUGUACGGCAAAUCGAGGAGUUUCUUGCCCUUCUUGGCCAGCUGCUCAAUGUUGUACCCCGGCGCCGGGUCAUUGGGGAUCUCGAGUGUCCGCGCAAACCGGUCCAGACAAUUACCUACAGCAAUGUCCAGCGUCUCGCCGAAUAUGCGGUACCGCUGCUCCGCGUACGCAAUCACCUGCGAGUUGCCGCCCGAGACGUAGAGUACUACGGGGUUAUCUGCGCCCGUGAUGGUCCGGCCCAUCUCGAUGUGCCCGACGCAGUGGUUCACGCCGACGAGCGGCUUGUCCCAGAGCAGGGCGAGUGUGCGGGCGCCCACGGCGACGGAUGUGAGCGGGGCGCCCAUCCCAGGCCCUUGGGUGAAGCAGAUGCAGUCGAUGUCGGCGGGGGAGAGGGCGGCUUCGCGGAGCGCGGCGAGCGCGAGGGGGGCGAAGUGUGUGCGGUGGUGGAUGGCGGUGUCUUUGGGGAGGAAGCCAGUGCCGGGGGGCGAGUUGAAUGUGUGGCGUAGGUUGGAGAGGACGAGGGUCUCGGUGGGCGUGUGCUUGAUUAUGCCGAUGCCGAGCUUGUUGGCAGAGCCUUCGCAGCCGAGGGCGAUGUAUGUUUUCGUGGGGUCCAUGGUUGGGCGUUUCGUGAGGGGCUGUGGUGAGUAGGAAGAGGAGGAGGGCGAUAGAGGGCGUUUGGGGAGGCCCAUGGGAGGGAGAGGGAGGGAGAGA
[Torrubiella] hemipterigena is the source of this 3226-nucleotide messenger RNA. The record is from the annotation of a GenBank genome assembly. Lineage: Eukaryota; Fungi; Ascomycota; Sordariomycetes; Hypocreales; Clavicipitaceae.